CCUUGACUGUUACUUAGGAUUCGACAACCACCUUCACUUCUGACUUAGCCAAUUUUUUUCCUCCCAGGAUAUCGUCGAGACUCGAAGCUCAAUCUUAUAUUCUCCAUGGUCUCCCACGCCACCCAGCAGAAAUCUUCGCGUCGAUACCGUUCAGGAAUGCCUGCACAACUUGCCGCGGCACAGAGCAAAUAUUUUAACGACGAAGAGACGCGUCGAUCCAUGCUUCUAGCAGACACAUGGAUUGAUCCCAGCUCGGUUACCGCCGAUAGCGUCUUUUGUCUCUCUUGUCGGAAGACGAUACAACUUGACAAGCGGAACGGACGGUAUUAUCCAGCCAAUUGGAACCGACAUAAAAAGAGGUGUCUGGAAACUCAGGCGGGUAGCUUGAGCUUGAAAGGUGGAAAGGGAAGACCAAAGAAAAAGGGGAAGAACUUGCUGUCAAAGCACCCUGACGAGAAAUUAACGGUCACUAUCAAGCUGCGACAUAGUCUCCGUAGCCAUGGGGCACUGAUAGAAACGGAGAAGGGGGAGGUAGCUUCUACGAACGACGUUCCGUCUGAUAAGGGUGAUGCAAGCGACCGUACGAUGGAGAAGUCAGGCGAAGAUGGGAAAACUAUCGAGGACCGUGAGUCUAGCGCUUUGCCACCUAGAUUCAAUCGCAAACGUUCAAUGUCUUAAUAUUUAUACCAUGGACUUAACUAUUGCAUACGUACCAUACAGUAUUUAAUCAGGUAUUCAGCUUUUAUUGAAAAUUCUAAUCGAGAGGUGACUACUGGAUGAGAAGAAUUAUAUGAAGUCCCAG
Messenger RNA from Desarmillaria tabescens, 802 nucleotides. RefSeq lists its product as uncharacterized. The record is from RefSeq and is a predicted model, not a curated record. The transcript has 3 exons. NCBI's taxonomy places the organism in Eukaryota, Fungi, Basidiomycota, Agaricomycetes, Agaricales, Physalacriaceae. Bases 106 to 678 code for a protein of 190 amino acids.